Molecule: messenger RNA, 1823 nt
Organism: Trachemys scripta elegans
Lineage: Eukaryota; Metazoa; Chordata; Testudines; Emydidae
Product: gamma-secretase subunit Aph-1b-like
Exons: 7
Coding region: 33-800 (255 amino acids)
Biological process (GO): Notch receptor processing; Notch signaling pathway; protein processing
Cellular component (GO): membrane; endoplasmic reticulum; gamma-secretase complex
Molecular function (GO): protein-macromolecule adaptor activity
Source: RefSeq, a predicted model, not a curated record
GAGCCCCCGGAGCCCCGCCCCCCCCGGCCGCCAUGACCCUCGCCGUGUUCUUCGGCUGCACCUGCAUCGCCUUCGGGCCGGCGCUCGGGCUCGUCCUCUUCAGCGUGCUGCGGGACCCGCUGCGCGUCAUCAUCCUCAUCGCCGGGGCCUUUUUCUGGCUGGUCUCCCUGCUCCUGUCAUCGUUAGUCUGGUUCAUUGCAGUUAAAGCCAGUGACCCAGGGGAUGAGCCGCUGCAGAAGGGCCUCCUGAUAUUCGGGGUCCUGUUCUCCGUGCUCCUGCAGGAGGCCUUUCGAUUUCUCUACUACAAGUUGCUCAGGAAGGCGAUCGAAGGGCUGGUGGCCCUCAGCGAAGAUGGCUGCUCCCCGAUUUCCAUCCAGCAGAUGGCGUAUGCUGGCCUGGGCUUCGGGCUCAUGAGUGGCGCCUUCUCCAUGAUUAACCUCCUGGCAGAUGCACUGGGGCCUGGCACUGUGGGGAUCCAUGGAGACUCGCAGCUCUACUUCCUGACCUCGGCCUUCAUGACCAUGGUGAUGAUUUUCCUUCACACAUUCUGGGGAAUCCUCUUCUUCCAUGGCUGUGAGACCCAGCACUGGUGGGAGAUGGCGGCCGUCAUCCUCACUCACCUCAUCGUGUCAGGAUCGACGUUCUGGAACCCCCUGUACGUGGGCAGCCUCGUCCCCUCCUACCUGCUGAUGUUUGCCACAGGUGCUUGGGCCUACGUCCUGUCAGGAGGCUGCACUCAGAACCUGCUCCAGUCCCUGCGGGGGCAGCAGAGCGAGACAAGCCCCCAGCUAGGAUCCUGAGGGUCCAUCAGGAGCUCUCCCCCUCAGCUGCUCCCUGCCUGCCCUGCCCUCCCUCUGGUGCUGUCAGCUGGGACCUACAGUUGCCUUCUCUGCGAUACCAUUUCUCUCUUCUGGAAUGGGGGUCCCCCGAUCAGUCCCUGCUGGAGACAGGUGUCCGGGGGCUCCUGCAGCCAGGGAGUAGCCAGCAGACUGUCUGAUAGCCAGGGGCUGCUCACCGUCCUACCAACCCCUCUCCCUCCAUGCUGUGGACAUGGACUGGUUUAGCCCACCCUUGAAAGACACAUGGUGUGAGGGGUUCUCCAGAACUCACUGCGCCUGCGCCACAACCGGUGUGUGUGUGGUGGGCGCGCUCUGCCCCAUACAGGGAAAAUCCUUCUCGGCCCCAGGACGUCUGUGAUCUGGCCGGCAGUGGGCUGGGCUGAGGGGCAAGUGAGCAGCGCUGGCCUGUGACUGUUUGCCAGGAUACAUCCAAGGGCCAAGCUGGGGAUGCCAGGCACUAAGGAGCUGCAACAUCCUUUCCCCUUGCCCGGGAGUGGCUGUACCAGGGGGCCGAAUUCCCAGCCCUGGCCCCAAGUGCCUGGCUGCUGGUAUGGGACAGACUGCCAGGUACUGGCCUGGGAAGGAUGGAGGGUGAGAGUGGGUGGCAUUUGUGUGGUAAGUGCAGGACAAGUGGGUGGCAAAGGAUGAGGCUGACUGAUGCCCAGCACUGGCAUGGGGAGGGGGUGAGUGGUGACAAAGGGGAAGGGGGUGGGCAGGUGGUGCUGGCACUGCAUAGCUGGUAGCUGCGUGCCUCAUGCAGAAGUGCUGGGAGGAGGGGCGGUGGCAGAGGUUUAUCCGUGACCCUGCCCAUCUCUCUGGUGGGGGUGGAUCUGAGGCGCAUGAGCUCGCACCAGCCCUGGGGAUGUGGGGUGGAAGUGGGAGCAGGGACCCUGGUAGCCGUGCAGGGGCGUCCGGGCCAAGAGCCAAGCCUGGCUGAGUUUGUAAUGGGCUUUUAUAUCAAUAAAGAGAAAUACCAGCCUCAAA